Messenger RNA from Fusarium fujikuroi IMI 58289, 930 nucleotides. RefSeq lists its product as uncharacterized. Gene Ontology annotation, molecular function: oxidoreductase activity. The record is from RefSeq and is a predicted model, not a curated record. Lineage: Eukaryota; Fungi; Ascomycota; Sordariomycetes; Hypocreales; Nectriaceae. Bases 1 to 930 code for a protein of 309 amino acids. The transcript has 3 exons.
AUGCCUGUUGUAGCUAUUGCAGGAGGUACUGGUAGUGUUGGCCGCUUUAUCGUUGAAGAGACCAUCGCAGAUGGCAAUUUUGAGGUCAUCAUCUUAGGCCGAAAGGCCAAUCUAUCGCUGGAGAGGGAGCUCGGAGCACGUAUUCUGCCCAUUGAUUACUCCAAUCCCGAUAGCAUCACAAGCUUGCUCGAGGAUAACCACGUCGACGUCGUGAUUGCCGCACUGAGUGGACAUACACCUCCCGAGCAGGAGAUUGGUCUUAUCCAAGCCGCUGCGAAGUCUAAAACCACGAAACGAUAUAUCCCCAGCGUCUGGGGAGUCAAGUAUCGUCCGGAGCAUUCCUGGUUCUUCAAUGCCGCAGCCAAGCUGUCCCUCUUUGAUGCACUGGAGGAGACCGACCUGGAAUGGACCGCAGUUGCAAAUGGCUUCUUUCUUGAUUAUUGGGGUGCCCCGAAUCUCAAGACUUACCUCGACCCCCUGACUAUAGUUCUUGACAUUCCUGCGAGAAAGGCCGCGAUCCCAGGCAACCCGAACCAGCCAGCGGUUUUCACAUACACGAGGGAUGUUGCCAAGUUUACAGCUAAGCUCUUGACGCUGGAGAAGUGGGAGCCAGUAUCGUAUAUUGUCGGCGACAGGCUUACGUGGAAUGAAUUUACACGCCUUGCUGAAGAGGUAACAGGCGACAAAUUUGAGAUCACCUACGACUCAGUUGAGUUGCUUAAAUCGGGAAGGGUCACGGAGCUUCCGGGUCACAUGCCUGUCUACCCCUUCUUCCCCAAAGGAAAGCUGCAAGCCAUGCUAGCCGAGCUUGGUGUCUUGUUUGACCAGGGCGUGUUGGAUUUCCAGCCGGAGAAGACUCUUAAUAGCCUUUUCCCAGACAUCAAAGUUAUGACAGCCCAAGACGCUUUGGAGAUUGCAUGCAAGAAAUAG